Rhinichthys klamathensis goyatoka is the source of this 523-nucleotide messenger RNA. It is a transcript of the gene sinup, whose product is annotated as siaz-interacting nuclear protein. The coding region runs from base 42 to 494 and encodes 150 amino acids. The transcript has 5 exons. The record is from RefSeq and is a predicted model, not a curated record. Lineage: Eukaryota; Metazoa; Chordata; Actinopteri; Cypriniformes; Leuciscidae.
UUUUUAAUCGAUGCAUGUUACAAUAACAGACGACAGUUACGAUGGGUCAACAUAACGCAGAACCAGAGACCGUCACACAAAGUCUUUCAGAUACGACAUCGGAUAAGAGGCGCACUGAUGUAUUUAAACGUAGAAAGCCGUUAACUUUCUCGCCGAAGCGCCAGUACGGUUUGGCCGUUAUCUCCCCUCUGCAAAAACACGACAGCCGUGAAAUUGAUGGUAGCUCUUCUGGAACAUCUUCACCUGCUCAUUCAAACAACAUAUUAGAAGAAAUCACCUUUGAAAUCCCAAGGCGUGCAAGACGGAGGAGCUUGACUAGUUUUCGGCCUUUCUCUUUUGAUGCGCGUGAUUCUGCACAGAGAGUCGAACGUGAGAGGAGAUUGCGAGAGAUGCGCCAGAUGCAAGAACAGCUAUGGAGUUCAAAUUUUAAAGCUCAUCCAGUGAGAAGAUACAAGCCUCUUAUUCAGCCCAAGGACCGUUCAAGACCCGUUUAAAAAGUCUAAAUAACAUUUAGAUUUAAGUU